Astyanax mexicanus (Mexican tetra) is the source of this 2126-nucleotide messenger RNA. RefSeq names its product transmembrane protein 200B (gene tmem200b). The record is from RefSeq and is a predicted model, not a curated record. NCBI's taxonomy places the organism in Eukaryota, Metazoa, Chordata, Actinopteri, Characiformes, Acestrorhamphidae. Bases 503 to 1738 code for a protein of 411 amino acids. The transcript has 2 exons.
GUUUCAGCGUUGCCCACGUACUUACAUGGUCUGAGUAUGAGGGAAAAGUCGCGGUGGGGAGAGGGAGGCGCUGUGCUGCUGGUGUUUUAGAGUCAAAGGAAGAGCAAGAGUUCUUUUUUUCCCCGACUACGACCACCGUGCUGGAACAACAAGGAUUUUUCUCUCUCUCACUCGUUUUUCGCAUUCUUUACGAAGUUUUCAACUCCCUCUGGCUUGACCGGCGUCAAGCAGCAUGCUAGGCGCGGCUCUUGGACGUCUCCGCGCUCGCGCUUCUCCUCACCACACGUUUUCUGGAUUUAUCCGUGGCGUUUUUGCGAAACUUCUAAAUGCUGGAAGAAGAAGGGGGGCUCUUCCCGCCGCGUGUGGCUUUUCUCGUCCGAGGAGCGAGUGGGAUAGCAGCUACAGUGAGCGAAUGUGGAAACAAUGAGAAGGCAGAGGAGAUAACCUACAGUGUGGCCAAGACUCCCAUUAAAGUGUGGCCUUAAGAGGAAGGGCUGGAAGCAUGAGAACUCCUAAGAGUCAAGACCGAGCUCCAGCCACGCAUUCUUCUCAGCGCUUGCCACACUUUGGUCUACGUUCGCAAAAGAAGAAGGAAGGAGUGAUCCAGGGAAAGCUGCGCAUCCGCUCCAUGCCAGGGGCCUUCCUUGUGCUGGGUGUGGUGGUAGUGAUUGUUGGCACAGCACUGGCAGUGGCAGGGUACUGGCCAUACCGAGUACAGCGUUCGGCGCUGGGCGCUGUGAGCAACGGCCUCUCCAGUACCUCUCAGGCGUCCGGAUGGGGCCUGGGAGCCAAAGGGCUGUUCUCCACAGCCAGCCUGAUCCACAGUGAAAGGAUGAAACUGCUGGGUCCUGUCAUUAUGGGAGUGGGUCUCUUCAUUCUAAUUUGUGCUAAUACGGUGCUGUGUGAGAAUCGGGACAGGGAGACUCAGAUGCUGCUUGCUCAGAUGCAGAGUGUGAUCUGCUCUGUGUCCGCUGCCGUGCCCUCAGCGGACCUCACACAGGUAAACUCACUGGCCAGGCACUACCAGUGGGUUAGCAGCUUGCCUGCAGCCCACCUGAACAUCAUGUGCCUUCAGGAAUUGGCCUCCUCUGAACCUCUGCUGCAGGUGAAAACCACAGAGGUCGAAGAAGGGGGCUUGCAGCAAAGAGCAGUUCUGCGCACUGAGGUCCUUCAUCACCAGGAGUCUUCCUCCACCCCCUCUAUUCACUCUUCCAAAUCUUGCAACUCCAGCAAAGUGGACCUCGACACAGUCCCCGAUGCAGAACAGGGAGCCGGCUUUGGCCAAAAUGCACUACCAGAGGUUCACUGCAAGCUCAGCAACUGCCUGACUGCUAGCUCUCUGUUGACUCUGGAGGGGGAGGACUGGGAGUUACGCGUUCUUCCCCCGAGGCGUUCGCUCAGCAUGAGCUGCAGGACUAAACCACGCACACUGCCCAGGGCUCUACGGCACCACGAGAUAAGGGCUGAGGAUUCUACAGAGUACCCCACACUGCUCCAGCGGCAGUCCAGUUCCGAGGUUUGUGUGAACAUGACAGCGAUCAGCACAGAGAACCUUGACCUUGACUUUGCACUUGCGGAGGAGCAGAGGCACCGCAGCUGGCCUCGACUCGACCUUGGAUAUGCAAGGAAGUAUUUAAAACUCGAAAACAAAGAGGACUCAGUGGACAGGUUGCUGGAUCAGCUCGAGCAGCAGUGCUCACAGUUGGACAGGAGCUUUGGCUCAGGGCCCUUUCAGUGAGUACAGGUCUAAUGAUGUUCACAUGUCUCAAAGGUUAAAGGCUCGGAAAAUGCCAAGGACAGUCAUAUGAGCCUUUAAGCAGAUGACAUGCUAAAGUGGCGUAAUCAAGCGUGAACAUUGUUUUCUGCUCGUUGGUUUGUUGGGUUUGUGUUUAUAAAUGUUUAUGGUGUUCUUUUCCUGUGCCAUAAGGAGUACUAGUUGCACAGACACUGUCAUUUAUCAUGUUGGCAUAAAGUAUUUUGUGUCGUCUGGCCCAAUCCUAUUCUCAUUUGUACCCUAUUCCUCUUGUUUCUGAGUGUCAACUUUCCCCUGUAAACUCUGUAAUCCACAUCCCUAAGUAAUGGGACAGCCCUUUAACAAUCAGAUAUGAUGUGUAAAUUAUUAAAUA